Messenger RNA from Moneuplotes crassus, 1082 nucleotides. Lineage: Eukaryota; Ciliophora; Spirotrichea; Euplotida; Euplotidae. The record is from the annotation of a GenBank genome assembly.
CUUAACUCUAGUAUAUCAAUGGAGAAAAGGGGCUGAAAAGGUCAAGGCUCGGCAAGAGCUACGGAGGGUUCGUAUCCAGAAGAUUGAGAAGGCAAAUUAGAAGAAAUAGGCCAAAUUAGCGACCUUUGCAAGUCUAGCAGAAGUUCUUCUAAAGCAUCCGCCAAAUCUGAGCGUGCGCAGGCACCAAGACAAAGAGAUCUCAUGCGCAAGGAAAAGCUUGUUAAAGUCCGUAAGGAUGGUAUAGAAACAGAUUGAAGACAUAUUUGAAGAGAUCAGACUACUGUCAAAGAUCAUUCACUUAUUGGAAAAGAAAGAGAGGAGACCAAUGUGAAUAUCCAGUUAAACAAACUGCUCAAUAAGUUUGAGAAUAGAGUCUUUAAGAGUCUCAAGUAUCUCAGAGGAGGCUAUUUGUUCAAGUACUUGACUAAACUCCUAUGGCAUGAUGAACAAGUGACCUUUCAUAUUAUGGAUAGCAAGAUGAAAAGAUUUAAAUUUUCCUUAAAAUUCUUUGCAGAGUGUCGUAAUCAGUAUAAAACCAAGAAGGCUAUAAGAGACUUUAGUCAAAAAUCAACUCAUAACAGAGUCCUGAAUAUUUUAUCAAAUUCAACAUUCAGAAAAGGGAGAAGGAAAAAGCUAGUCUCUAUUGGUCUCUAUCUCCCUGCCAUAAGUCAGAUUGCUCACAAAGUUUGAGGCCAAGUUACUCUUGAUUAUUUUUCUUUCACUGAGCCUCAGUUGAAGAGACUUUUCAUGCUAUUCAGGCAUAAGACUUGCAUUAAGUUUGAUUGCUGCCACUUCCAUCUCAACAGAAUCCCGAAUCUUAGCAAGUGCUUACACAAAACCACACUUAAGCAGAUCAGUUUCAGAGAUCCCCCAGAUUCUGGAUCAUUUGUUUUGAAAAGCAAGUUUACUGAAUAUAAGACCCUCAUAUUUGGAUUUGGUAAUUCAGACCUCACAAAAUCCCUUCAAGGACUCUAUCUUGACGUAUCCAGGAAGCUUCAACACUUGCUUGGCAAGUUCUUAGACGAGUACGAAAUCGGCAAUGCCAGCGUUGUGGUCUGUUAGAACCAGAACAUCUGAAAUUC